AUGGCAGGUCGGAUUCAGGAGCCACUGGGCAUUGCACCUCAUGCCCUCGCGACCCUGGUGUCAGGCCUAGAACGAGCAACUUGGAAGCCAAGUGAUCUGAAAGGAGUGUCGACACUAUGCAACCCGGGAAUCGAUCUUGUGCGGUCCAGCGCGGCUUUGUGGAACGGUUUGGUCGGAAACAAAAAGAUACGUCGCGAAGAAGAUUCUGGCAACCUCCUGCGAGCAGAAGGAUUCUGCUGUUUGACGAUCUCCAGAACGACCCAUAUUGUCCCACUGACUAUCUCCGGACAACCGCCAAUGAUUGACAACGUUGCGCUUGAGACGGGUACCAUCACCCACAUUGAAAAGGGGAAAAUUGUGAUAGAUGCCGGAACGACAGUCCUUUUCGCUAUCUUAUCCGAAUACACCGGCCAGGUCAUGAUUACGAAUGGAUCAAAUCCAGCUGCAAAGUAA
Molecule: messenger RNA, 453 nt
Organism: Fusarium mangiferae
Lineage: Eukaryota; Fungi; Ascomycota; Sordariomycetes; Hypocreales; Nectriaceae
Exons: 2
Coding region: 1-453 (150 amino acids)
Source: RefSeq, a predicted model, not a curated record